ACUGCACAGCAACUGGAUACGAGAAAGAAGGCAACAAUUUUCGCCAUUCUCUGCAACAUGGCCAGCUACGGUCAUAGCGCACCGAUCUUGGAGUAUUCUGGCGAGACCGGUCAACUAGUGGAGGAUCCGGAAUUCAACCUGUUAGUAGAAAACAGCCAGAGUUUGACCAAGAAGGUGUUGGAUGCUAUUCCUGAGACACACAAAUCGUGCAUUCAUUCUGAGACCCUGAUUCUUAACUCGACAAGUGAGAACAGGAAACUACAAUACCUGGCGAUCAACCUUGGCAUCCCCUCUGCUCCCACACUCAAAGCCUUGACAGAUAACUUUACCUUGGAGACCUGUCUGAGUCGUAUGUCGGAGGGACUGCAGCUGCACCAGGAUCUGCUAAGAGCUGUCGUACAACGCCUGGCCAACACAGAGAGCCUCACUGCACUGCUGACUGAUAUCAGAGAUCUCCGUGUCCAGAUCAACAGGAUGCUGAAAGCAGUCCAAGUGGUGGAGAGCCCUGUGGCGGUGCAGCCCACAGCCACAACAAGCCUGGCCUCUCAUCUCACUGGGGACUAUGAGGUUCAGGUAGCCACACAUCUGACCCUGGUGCAGCUCCAAAGCUUUGGGCAGGACAUAGUCCGCAGUCUAAGGAACAUAGCCCAAGCCAAUCGGGAGAGGGAUUGACCCAAA
This is a messenger RNA of Coregonus clupeaformis (lake whitefish), 678 nucleotides long. It is a transcript of the gene csf3a, whose product is annotated as colony stimulating factor 3 (granulocyte) a. Lineage: Eukaryota; Metazoa; Chordata; Actinopteri; Salmoniformes; Salmonidae. Gene Ontology annotation, biological process: neutrophil differentiation; myeloid cell development; macrophage differentiation. Gene Ontology annotation, molecular function: cytokine activity. The record is from RefSeq and is a predicted model, not a curated record. The transcript is spliced from 5 exons. The coding region runs from base 58 to 672 and encodes 204 amino acids. Gene Ontology annotation, cellular component: extracellular region.